AUGAAUACUAAGUUCAAAUAUCUAAUGAACAUGGAGAGAAGGACUUCACUCCUCGUAUCAGGAUUCUUUCCUUUCCCUUCCCGUACAACAAGUCAAGUUUCUGCGGCGGAAUCACCAGGGUUUGGCCUCAACGGACAUCUUUCUCCGAAGAUUGAGGGGGCAUUUUCAGAUUUAGGCACAAAUAAAUUCUCACAAGUUCUAAAAAAGUGGCGCAAUACGAGUAUCAAAUUGGAGUUCAGUUUCCAACUGACCAACCAAACUGACCAACUCAAGUCAGUUGGAAAGAAGUUUGUCUUGAUUUUCUUCGAUAGGUUUUACAUGAGCUACUCACUGGAUCAGAAUUCCACUGAUUAUCAGCAUGGAAGCAGAGGUGUGGAGGUAUUUGUUGGAGGUUUGGCUCGUUCUCUGAAUGAAGACAAGGUUCGAAAGGUAUUUGCUGCUUGUGGAGAAAUUACAGACAUGCGCUUGAUAAAGGAUCAAAAUGGCAUCCUAAAGGGAUUUGGCUUUGUACGCUUUGCAACAAAAGAAGCUGCUGACAAAGCUCUGAAAGACUUAUCUGGAUCUAUGCUAGAAGGUAAAAAGAUUGGUGUUCUUCCAUCAGCUGCACAGGAUACAUUAUUUUUAGGAAACCUUAACAAAGGGUGGAGUGCUGAUGAUUUUAAUAAAGUUGUACGCCAGGUUUUUCCAGAUGUUGUUUCCAUUGAUCUUGCAAUGCCCCAAAGUGGUAGUGAGACAACCAGUAAAAAAUUUAAAAAUCGUGGUUUUGCUUUCGUGAAGUUCUCAUCUCAUGCUACUGCAGCACGUGCAUUUAGGGCUGGAUCAAAGCCGGAUUUUGUUCUUGGUGGUACUUUACAUCCAUCUGUUCAAUGGGUUGAAGAGGAUCCUGAAGUAGAUCCGGAUGAACUUGCUAAGAUAAAAAUAGCAUUCGUUAGAAAACUACCCUCAACUAUCGAUGAAGACUACUUAAAGAAACUCUUCAUGCCUUUUGGGAAGGUAGAAAAAGUGGUGGUGUCCAGCAAGGGAGAUUCCUCAGUUGGAUUUGUUCAUUUUUCUCAAAGAUCACACCUUGAUAAUGCCAUAGAGGGACUAAAUGAAAAAAUAGUUCCAGGCCCAAAAGGUGGGCCAUCAGUUAAACUUCAGGUUGAAGUUGCAAGACCUAUGGACAAAAAAAGAAAAAGGGUUCAUGAAGAUUUUCAAAACACUCAGCUCCGUGAUAAUUUAAAUAAACCCAGACCACAAAACCACGACCCAUACUUGAAUUCAUUUGAUGGUCAUGAAGAGACACUUCAAAAGGAAGCUGUUGUUGAUCCCCAUGAAGCUGCUGUUCUUUUGUUACCAGUAGCUGUCAGAGAGCGGUUACUUCGAAUUUUACGCCUUGGUAUUGCCACUCGAUUCGAUAUCGAAGUUGAAUCCCUAUCUAAUCUAGCAGAAUUACCUGAAUCCAUGGCCAUAUCAGUUCUUGAUCAGUUCAUGUUAUCAGGAGCAGAGAAACAUGACAAAGGAGGCUAUCUUGCAGCCCUAAUUUCUAGGUACCAGGUGGACAAAUUUGGAGCCAAUCAACAGCCCUCAAGUUUAUUAAGAUUAAGAGAACCAGUAAGGGCCCACCUUCCAUCUGUUGACUCUCUUCCCUAUGUUGACCCAAGCAGCCGGGGUGACAGUUAUACAUCCCGUUAUUCUACAUUAUAUUCAGAUUAUCGUCUACCGAGUCGACCGGCUUAUGGAAACAUGGAGGAAAUGAGUCCGGUCCAAUCCCACCAAAUCCCGGGCCCAUCUUUUGCAAAACCUUCACAAGAUCCAUACAACAGAAUACUGGGCCCUACCCCGACUUUAUCUUUUUCAAAAAGUGUCCCGAGCCCGGAUCCUUAUAUUAAUGAUAGGCCAGGAAGUAGGCCACAAAUGAGAUUUGACCCGUUUACGGGUCAACCGUAUAAGUUUGACCCAUUUACGGGUGAGCCAAUUGUUCCGGAAAGUUUGGCCCGUCGUUAUGACAGCCCGUAUUGA
This is a messenger RNA of Lactuca saligna, 2001 nucleotides long. The record is from the annotation of a GenBank genome assembly. NCBI's taxonomy places the organism in Eukaryota, Viridiplantae, Streptophyta, Magnoliopsida, Asterales, Asteraceae.